AUGCUGUCUGAGAUUGACGGUGUCCGCGUUGCCGUCGUGGGCUGUGCUCAUGGCGGCUUUGAUGAAAUCUACACCCUGCUGAAGGCCAGAGCAGAGGAAAAGGGCUGGGAGACCAUUGAUCUGGUGAUCAUUGGUGGCGAUUUCCAGGCCCUUCGCAACGCCAACGAUGCCGCUUGCAUCUCAGUGCCAGCCAAGUGGAAGUCCAUGGGAGACUUCUACAAGUACUACGGUGGUGAGGCGGUGGCCCCGUACCUGACCAUCUUUUGUGGGGGCAACCAUGAGGCCAGCAACUACAUGUACGAGCUGUACUACGGUGGGUGGGCAGCUCCCAACAUCUACUAUCUUGGUGCCGCCAACAUUGUCCGUUUUGGUCCGCUGAGGAUCUCCGCUAUGUCGGGCAUCUGGAAGGGGUACGACUUCCGCAAACCCCACUUCGAAAGACUCCCGUACAAUGCAGAUGAUUUGCACAGCGUCUACCACAUUCGGGAGCUGGAUGUUCGCAAGCUGCUGCAGGUCCGAACUCAAGUCGACAUUGGCCUUUCUCAUGACUGGCCACGGGGCAUCGAGUAUUCCGGCGACCACCGGGAACUGUUCCGAAAGAAGCGUGGCUUCAGAGAGGACUCUGAACACGGCCGCCUCGGUAAUGCGGCAGCUCGUGAUGUCCUGGAUCGUCUUCGCCCGGCAUACUGGUUCUCUGCUCAUCUCCAUGUCAAGUUUGCUGCUGCCCUGGCUCAUGAUGGUACCACCCUUGCCAAGAUCCCUUUCCCUGCUGAUCAGCCUGCCGUCUGGGCUGUUGAGGCUCAAGCCCCAGUUGUCUCUCCUAAGGCCGCCUCAAAAACCAUGGUCUCUUCUUCGGUCAAAUCCCCUUCACCUCCCCCAAACACCACUUCCAACACUGGGCCUGCUCCUAUGGUCAGUAACAAGGUGCUCCGAGCUUCCGGUACCGCCCAGGAGAAGCUACAAGCCUGGAACGACUUCGCACAAGGUGGUGCUCAGGAGUUUGAGCGCCAAGAGCGCCGUGUCAUGGAACAGGAAUGGAUGGAGACGAUUCGGCGACAGGACGAGCGCAGGGCAGGAUCCAAGGACCAACCUAGCGAAGGCAAUGUCGGCCAACCCACUCUUGGUCAAAACCAGGAUGAAAUCGACUUGGAUUCUAGCAGCGAAUCUGACAAGUCUGGUUCUGGGAAUCCCUCCCCUACCAAAGCACCAAGGCUCGACAUUUCCGCUUCCGACGGAUCCAAUAACAAUGAGACUGCUGCUGAGGGGCCUCUCGUGGACCGUGCAGUCACUGAAGGCCUGCGUAGCAAGCUACCCGCCAGCUUUGCUCGGCCUGCAGCCUCCGCCGAGUCUACCCAAAAGAAGCUUGAAACAGCCGACAUCACCAACAAGCUCACCCGAUUCCUCGCGCUGGACAAGCCGCACAACAGGGAUGACUUCCUGCAUCUCGUGAAGAUCAAUCCUAUCAAAUCGACCGAUGCUCAUGCUUCCCCCGAGACCUUCCGUCUGGAAUACGAUAAGGAAUGGUUGGCAAUCACCCGAGUAUUCGCGAACGAUCUCGUUCUAGGUGAUGCAACUGCCCAGGUUCCCGCCAACAAGGGUGAGGAAUACUACCGUGCACGUAUCCUUGAGGAGGAAGAGUGGGUUGAGAAGCAUAUUGUCGACGAGUGGCGGAUGCAGGUUCCUUACAACUUCCAACCCAGCGCCCCUAAUUUCGACCCUGAUGUCCCCCUGACUACUACCGAGCAGCCAAUGGAGUACACAAACUCCCAGACUACCGAGUUCUGCAAACUCCUUGAUAUCCCCAACAAGUUUGAUCUCACCGAAAGCGAGCGAGAGGCUCGGAUGAACGCUGGGCCUCGUGCCUCAGGUGCCGGCCAUGGUGGUCGCGGACGUGGUGGUGGUCGUGGCGGUUCUCGACGUGGCGGUGCUCGACGUGGUCCUGGACGUGGUCCUAGCCGUGGGAUGGGCCGUGGCGGUGCCAGAUGUGGUGAUUUCAACGCUUCUUGGUGA
Penicillium cataractarum is the source of this 2010-nucleotide messenger RNA. RefSeq names its product RNA lariat debranching enzyme. Gene Ontology annotation, molecular function: RNA lariat debranching enzyme activity. NCBI's taxonomy places the organism in Eukaryota, Fungi, Ascomycota, Eurotiomycetes, Eurotiales, Aspergillaceae. Gene Ontology annotation, biological process: mRNA splicing, via spliceosome. The coding region runs from base 1 to 2010 and encodes 669 amino acids. The record is from RefSeq and is a predicted model, not a curated record. The transcript is spliced from 3 exons. Gene Ontology annotation, cellular component: nucleus.